AUGGAUCGUGAGAGAUGCCGGAGAAUAUUUGAUGAUGUUCCAAGGAGAAAGAGAAGCAGGAGGAACUCAGUCACAGAGAGGAAGACCCUGGAUUGUCAAGCUUCAGCUUUGUCUUCCGCUGUUCCUACUCCUGCUCCAACUUCAGCUCCAGCUUUUGUUGCAACUAGACUCAAUGGUCUCCGUCAGGACGACGCUGGAUUGUCUGGAUCUAGCACUGGCUCCUGCUCCAGCCCCGACUCCAGCACCGGAUCCAACUCGGUUCCAGCUCCAGUUCCGUCACCGGCUCCGGCUGGAUCCUGUUGUUGUUGUAGCUCCACUGCCGACUCCGGCUCAGCUGUGUGA
Arabidopsis thaliana (thale cress) is the source of this 342-nucleotide messenger RNA. RefSeq lists its product as uncharacterized. Lineage: Eukaryota; Viridiplantae; Streptophyta; Magnoliopsida; Brassicales; Brassicaceae. The transcript has a single exon. The record is from RefSeq and is marked reviewed. The coding region runs from base 1 to 342 and encodes 113 amino acids.